GCGCUCCACGAGACGGACGUGUCAUGUCCCCGCGCAGAGCGCCCGCGAGUGAAUCACGCAGUGCCGGUGUAAACGCGCCCAUUGUACUAUAACGCUCCUCUUAUAGUAACUUAUGAGUGCCGCUUCGCUCAAUUAUGCUGAUGGUACAAACCAAUGCCCAACCCAUGAAGACCAACAAAGUCAAAGGACCGCCACCUGUACCUCCGCGGCCCAACCAGAGCGUGGUGGCCGAGGCUCUAGCCAAAACGAGGAAGGCCGUCGCCGACUCGAAGGCCAACCUCUCCAAGUCGCGCACGUUGCCCAAACAAGAACAACAAUCCACGAUUAAAGCUAAAACUUUGGAUAGAGCGAGCAAACCGGCGGUGUCACCCAAACAAAAUGGACUAGCACGGGUCAAGUCGUUCAUUAAGGAUGUAAUAAGUGAUCGCAGUUCCUCCUCCGAUGAAAAGAGAUCGAGUGGUCAAAACUCCAGAAGAAGUUCGAGUGAUAGCAGUUCUAUACACACGCCUUCGUCUACCAAAAGGUCAAAUGAGAGUCUUAAUUCUAAAGCUGUCAAAACGUGUAAACAAAUAUUAGUCCGGUCCCUAUCAACCUCUAACAAAUUAGAUCAAGACGCAAAAUGCAAAGUGACAAAGUCAUCGAGUUUUGCCGAGAAAACUCUCCCUUUAAGGAAAGCUCCACCACCACCGUUAUCUCCGAAACCUAAGUUAAAACCAAUGAAACCGUUACCUGUUUAUACAAACUGUACAGAAAAUAAUAGUCCUAAGCAAACACCCACACCAGAAUUAAGUCCUUAUUCUUCGCCUUUAGACGCAAAACCUCCACAAAGUCCUGGGCCUGAAGCACCAUAUGCUACAGUGGAGGAGAUGCAGGACUUCGAUAAUAGAUUACGGAACAGUCCUGCGAAACAAGUUAAUAAUGUUCCAGAUACGCAAUUAGUUGAUAACACAUCUAUUCAAAAUGGUAAUAAUAACUCUUUGGAACGGAAAACGUCUCGGGUCACUGAAAUGCUGAUUUCGGAAAUUAUAGCUAGUAGGAACAACAACAAAGACGAAGCUAACGCUGUUAUUGAUAAAGGGAAAGAUCCGAAUCUGACAAACGGAAACGACUCACCUGAAGUGGAACUGAGGAGGGAUAUGAAUAAUCAUGAGAUGUUGAUAUAUGAGCUCCAAACGAUGCGGUCUCAGUCAAAUGUCCCGGAGAAUUUGGACCCUAAGGAAUUUGUUGAUAGAAACGGCCAUUGUGAUUCUGAAGAUUCAGAGCAGAACUAUGCGAUGUCGUCUGUGACUAGUGGGAACACGGAUGACGUUUAUGAUCAAGCGUAUGCGUAUAUAUUGGAUGACGACUUGAAAUCUAGGCUUCGCAAGCAGUACCGUGCGAUCAGUACGAUGUCGUUACACGGACUACCUCCACUGCCGAAGAGCCUGAGUGGAUUCGCUGAGGUUGAACCUGAUCUGCAAGAGACACCGCAUUCAGGAGCCGGUGAUAAGCCGCCAACGGAUCUAGACUCGCAGCUGACGUACUUGAAGAAGGAAAUGGCCAGUCUCCGGCAGUUAGACUUGUCACUUCUGUCAGAACUUUGGACCCUGAGCGAAGCCAUGGCAUCCUGGAGGCGACAGCUGGAGCGGGGACCGCGCCUGAGACCAGCCCCCCCGCCGCCGCCGCCCCCGCAUUACCUCCGAACUUGAAAUUAAAUAUAUCUUCAUUUCUUA
Molecule: messenger RNA, 1712 nt
Organism: Amyelois transitella
Lineage: Eukaryota; Metazoa; Arthropoda; Insecta; Lepidoptera; Pyralidae
Product: anaphase-promoting complex subunit 11
Exons: 3
Coding region: 135-1688 (517 amino acids)
Biological process (GO): positive regulation of mitotic metaphase/anaphase transition; protein ubiquitination; anaphase-promoting complex-dependent catabolic process
Cellular component (GO): nucleus; anaphase-promoting complex
Molecular function (GO): ubiquitin protein ligase activity; cullin family protein binding; zinc ion binding
Source: RefSeq, a predicted model, not a curated record